Molecule: messenger RNA, 2307 nt
Organism: Syngnathus typhle (broad-nosed pipefish)
Lineage: Eukaryota; Metazoa; Chordata; Actinopteri; Syngnathiformes; Syngnathidae
Product: excitatory amino acid transporter 1-like
Exons: 10
Coding region: 147-1727 (526 amino acids)
Biological process (GO): D-aspartate import across plasma membrane; L-glutamate import across plasma membrane; L-aspartate import across plasma membrane
Cellular component (GO): plasma membrane
Molecular function (GO): glutamate:sodium symporter activity; L-glutamate transmembrane transporter activity; neutral L-amino acid transmembrane transporter activity
Source: RefSeq, a predicted model, not a curated record
GGAAAGCACCAUCUCUCCUCAUAUUCUGUGUUCUGCAGUUCAUCACUCUGUCCUGAAUCCCUAAAAGAACGCAAACUGCUUCUCUCAUCCCACCUGCAAGGUAACCAUCAGCAGAGAAGAAAUAAACAGCAAAUUUUCAGAGCAGGAUGCAGCGUUUCAGAGAAGGCAUUCACAUACGCACCAUGAAGGCCAAGAGGAAAGUGGAAGAGAUCUCCAAAGAGGACAUCCAAACUUUCCUAAAAAAGAAUGCCUUUGUUCUGUUUACGGUUGGUGCAGUUAUUGUAGGAAUUGUUUUGGGAUUUGCUUUGCGUCCUUACAAGAUGUCCUAUCGAGAGGUGAAGUACUUUUCAUUCCCUGGAGAACUACUGAUGAGAAUGCUGCAGAUGCUUGUUUUACCCUUACUGGUCUCCAGUUUAAUAACAGGAAUGGCAGCAUUGGACAGCAAAGCCUCGGGCAAGAUGGGCAUGAGAGCUGUGGUUUACUACAUGACCACUACCUUUAUUGCAGUCUUCAUUGGCAUCCUCAUUGUCCUGAUCAUCCACCCAGGAAAAGGAUCUAAAGAUGAAUUUGGAAAGCAACAGCUGAUAGAGCAAGUCAGUCCUGCAGAUGCCUUUUUGGAUCUGAUCAGAAAUAUGUUUCCGCCAAAUUUGGUCCAAGCCUGCACACAACAGUUCAAAACCAAAUAUGGAAAACGAGUCAUUCAUGUGACCAUGACUGUGAACGACACUCUCUUUAAUACAACCAAUGGAACCCAGGAAGUUAUGGAGAUCACCCGAGAGGAAGUGAUACCAGUGCCUGGUCAGGUGAACGGUGUCAAUGCACUAGGGUUGGUAGUCUUCUCUAUGUGCUUCGGGCUGAUCAUUGGCAAUAUGAAGGAGCAAGGCCAACUCCUGAGGGAUUUCUUUGACAGCCUCAACGAAGCAAUCAUGAAGCUGGUUGCUAUCAUCAUGUGGUAUGCUCCUAUUGGUAUCCUGUUCCUCAUUGCGGGGAAAAUAGUGGAGAUGGAUGACCUUACACAAAUGGGUGGCCAGUUGGGCAUGUAUACGAUCACAGUGAUCAUUGGUCUUAUGAUCCAUGCCAUUCUUAUUCUUCCCACGCUGUAUUUUGUCAUCACUCGGCAGAACCCUUUCAUUUUUAUUGCUGGGCUUUUGCAAGCUUUGAUCACUGCGUUGGGCACCUCUUCCAGCUCAGCCACCCUUCCUGUCACGUUCAAAUGUCUGGAGGAGAACAACAAAAUAGACAAGCGAAUUACUCGCUUUGUAUUGCCUGUGGGUGCUACCAUCAACAUGGACGGCACCGCACUCUAUGAGGCGCUGGCGGCCAUUUUUAUUGCCCAAGUCAACAACAUGGAAAUGAACUUUGGUCAGAUCAUUACCAUUAGUAUUACAGCAACUGCAGCUAGUAUUGGAGCUGCCGGGAUUCCACAAGCAGGCCUGGUCACUAUGGUAAUUGUACUGACUUCUGUUGGACUUCCUACUGAUGACAUCACUCUGAUCAUUGCAGUUGAUUGGUUCCUCGACCGCCUGCGUACCACCACCAAUGUUUUGGGGGAUUCAAUCGGAGCAGGCAUCAUAGAGUUCCUCUCCCGGCAUGAGCUUCGUAGCAAAGAUGUGGAGAUGGGAAACUCUGUGCUGGAGGAGAAAGAGAGGAAGAAACCUUACAAACUCAUCUCACAGGAUAGUGAUUUGGAAAAUGACAAACGUGGUCACAAUGAAUCAAUCAUGUAGUUCUUCCGAAGUAUGCGCUUCAGCUUUUGAAUACAUGCAACUGACGCUGUUUUGUUUGGAGCUGUUGCUCUCCUCUUUGAAUUCACACUAACAUUUGGGUUUUAUUUUGUUUAACAAGUGAUGAAUUUAAUACAUUCCUCUUCCAUCCAAAUUAACAAAGACAGUUUUCUUUAAUUACAUAGUCCAUAAUUUUUUGUACCAUAUAUUUACUUCAUGAAUGAAUGCUCAUUAAUGUAAUAUCACAUUAUCUUCAUACAAGGAUUGUGUAUGUGUGCAAGUGCUUUAUGCGCAAUUAGUUAAUGGAAAUGGAAGUGAAGUGUUGUAUUUUUUAAAAAUAAAGCCAAAAACACUCAAAAAAGCAUGCUGCGGGCUAAAACAAUGUCUAACCAUAAUAAUUAUCAUAAUUAUCUUAUUUUCACCAAUUGUUAUUAUUGACUAAAAAUAUUGUUGGAUAUAAUGUUCCUAAAGCCUGUUUAUUAGGCCACUAUUGGCUACUAUGUAUUACUAUCGCAUGUGUGGACGGUUUUAUCAAUUGGACUCCUUUAAGUUACCAUGACACAAAUAAACAUUCAAGAUUCAA